This is a messenger RNA of Suillus fuscotomentosus, 504 nucleotides long. RefSeq lists its product as uncharacterized. The record is from RefSeq and is a predicted model, not a curated record. Bases 1 to 504 code for a protein of 167 amino acids. NCBI's taxonomy places the organism in Eukaryota, Fungi, Basidiomycota, Agaricomycetes, Boletales, Suillaceae. The transcript has 3 exons.
AUGCUCAAGCAGAAGGAACGAGAGAUCCAAGAGGUAAAAGUCCGCGCGCAGAAAACAGCAAGUUUCUUGAAAGACGGCAAUCCCUCAUCGACUCCUUCGCGACCUCCUGGUAGCCAAAAGAAGUCUGCUGCUCGUGACGACUGGGAAUCGCAGAAGAGGCUCUUGGGCGAGCAAAAUGACACAAUUGAUAGUAUUAUGGCGAUGACUGGACGAGUGAAGUCGCAAGUUCUACAAACCAAGAAGCUAGACUUGAUGAAACGUCAAGGAACACCUGCGAGCAAGGAGCCGUCUGAAUCUUGCGCUCAUGGGAAAUCCAGGGACAGAACGCUAUAUGCCCAGUUUCUCGAAUCCAUACAAGUACUUCUAGGAAACGCAUUCAAGGAAACCACAGGAGCCAGCCUGGCACAUGAUGGCGUCAGUGGUGCAAAGCUCAUCGAGAACAUUAUGGAAGUCGGCGAUGGUGCCAUAUUCAUCGAUGAGGCCUAUCAGCUGGUUAGCGUAUAG